AUGAACGUACUCAAUGGUUCCAGUUAUCGGCGGCAUAAUGUUAAAGAAAUCACCUCAGUCAAAUCGUACUAUCGUUACACAUUGACCAUUAUCAGUGGACUGUCAUCCAUUUCACUUCCACCUCAGUCACAUUCUAAUUCAUUCGGUGAAUUCCGUCCAAAAUUUGAUUUUAAUAGCUUGUUGGAUAGCAAACAAGCGAAUGGAAGCGGUAGUGAUCAUAUCGAAGGAGGCUCAGAAUCGCCGACACCGAAUGAUGAUGUUAGUGUGCACAGCGCCAGCGAUUGUGGUUUUGAUCAGGAUUCUGCAAGUUCAUCUCCGGAAAUAUCUUUCGAUUUAAAUAGUGGUCAUGCGUCAAUAUCGCCGAAACCAGCCGGUGGAGACACUGUUGGAUAUCAAGACCACAGCAAAUACAGACACCCUCAAAUACAGUCGCUCGAUCAAGAUUAA
Brugia malayi is the source of this 447-nucleotide messenger RNA. RefSeq lists its product as uncharacterized. NCBI's taxonomy places the organism in Eukaryota, Metazoa, Nematoda, Chromadorea, Rhabditida, Onchocercidae. The transcript is spliced from 4 exons. The record is from RefSeq and is a predicted model, not a curated record. The coding region runs from base 1 to 447 and encodes 148 amino acids.